This is a messenger RNA of Synchiropus splendidus (mandarinfish), 2555 nucleotides long. It is a transcript of the gene kmt5ab, whose product is annotated as lysine methyltransferase 5Ab. Lineage: Eukaryota; Metazoa; Chordata; Actinopteri; Syngnathiformes; Callionymidae. Gene Ontology annotation, molecular function: histone H4K20 methyltransferase activity; protein binding. The record is from RefSeq and is a predicted model, not a curated record. The coding region runs from base 134 to 1120 and encodes 328 amino acids. The transcript is spliced from 8 exons.
CGCUUCCACCGCCGAGUUCAGCAGGAGACUUGUUUGUGUAUUUGAAAGUACAUCGACAAGAUCACCAUCACUACAACAAAAACAACCCGAUUUUGUCUUCCACGGGACUUUGGCAUGACUUUUAAGAGCUGAAAUGGCAAAAGGGAAGAGAAAUGUGCUGAGGAUCAAUAAAAAGCCUGAUAAUUCUGAAAACAAAGUAAGUGCCACGGAUUCAAAGGAAAACAAACCAGCAACAAACAAGGACCGUCCCAGCAAAGUCCAGUCGGCGCUCCACAGUCUCCUAAGUCCACGGAAACCAAGAACCCCUCUCGGCGAGAAUCCAACCAUGCUCAUCCCAGAGGGAAAUGAAUCGGGUGCUGCAAGUGCUGACGUGACCAAGUUGAAGAAAGACCCUGAGAUCUCCAGUGAUGAUGGUAAAUCUAAGGAGCAGAAGUCUGAACCCAUCCAUGGCACCAAAGACCCAGUCACUGAGACCAAGCAGGCGAACCAGUCAACCUCCACAGCAAAUUCUACAGAUGACGGUGUGGUUCCCAAAGCCAAGGCUCAAAAAGGUCGCAAGACUAGGACCAAAAAGACGGAAAAUAAAACUCCCAACAGGAAGGUGACGGACUUCUUCCCUAUCAGGAGGAGCAACAGGAAAACAGAGGGAGAAUUAAAAGAUCAAGAACAUAAACACAUCGACAAGCUCAUCCUGAGUGGCACUGAAGACGGGAUGGAGAUACGGCACAUAGAGGGGAAAGGAAGAGGCGUGUUUGCCGUGAGCGGCUUCAGGAAGGGGGACUUUGUGGUGGAGUACCAUGGAGACCUCCUGGGUCUUGGAGAAGCAAAGGCAAGAGAGGCUCGCUACGCUCAGGAUCCUUCCACUGGCUGUUACAUGUACUACUUCCAGUAUCAAAGUAAAAGUUACUGCGUCGAUGCUACCAAGGAAAGCGGGCGCCUGGGUCGCCUCAUCAACCACAGCAAGGCUGGAAACCUUCAGACCAAGCUGCACCCCAUCGACGGGACCCCGCAUCUGAUUCUGGUGGCAGCCAAAGACAUCCAAGAGGGCGAAGAGCUCCUGUAUGAUUAUGGCGAUCGGAGCAAGGAGUCCAUUUCGGCUCACCCCUGGCUCAAGAGUUGAACGUCCUCUCCUGCGUCCCGCUGCUUUGCUAGUGCUACAGACUAUUCCCACAGACCUUUUACUUGUAUAGACAGAGACCUUUCUUUUUUAUUUUUUAUUUUUUUACAGGGUUUGUGAAGCUGUUUUUUUAAACAUGAUUUUAAUGGAUUAGUUCCUGUAUAAUUAUGCUGUCAACUUAAGGAUGAGUUUAUCCCACUGUGAAGAUUGAUUUGAGUGUCGCUUUUGUAUAUUAUUGCUGCAAACCCUGGAAUAAACCUUGGAUGUUCCCUUCACAAGUAAGGUGACAUCCCUGCUCUCACUGUAAAUCAAUGAGGCCUUCAGCAGAAGCGGGAGUCUCAUCCAUCCAGGUCUUCGCGAUCACAUGGUUUAAACAUCGGCAUGUCCAGUUGCCCGCUUAGAAUUUGCUCGGUUUACAUUAUGAAUUUAUCAACAUUUUUGAUUCACUAAAUGAGUUAUUUAAAGUAUUAAAAGUAUAACAGAAAAAUAAUAAAUGACAUUCAGGAAUGGAUGUAUUUCAGUUGUGCAGUUUAAUAAACUAGUAACACCACUUUCACCGAGUGCUUUAAAAGCAUACAGAUCAUUUUGUUCCCAAGACAUUUUCUGAAGUUCACAGAUGUUUCCAUUAGUGACAUCAAGGCCCAGUCAAACCAACAGAGCCAGUCACACUCGCACCAAAUCCUUCAUUCUGUUUCAGGGUGAUGAGACACCACUGAGCUGCGAGUAACUCAACAGAAGGGCUACGAUAAAGAAAUGUUUUCAAUGGAACAUUCAUAUAGCUAAUGUGCAUCCAGCUCCAUGUUUUUCCAGUCACAAAUGUCAGUUCAAUGGCCAACAAACAAAAUCAAUGAGAUGACUUUACUUUUUUACUGUGAGUUUAAACGCCUACAUUUGAUCAUUUCACAUGUAAUUAUAUGUAAAAAGCCAUUAUAAACUUAAGUCCAUUUUCAAUGCCCAUUAAUACAAACAUUUUCAGUUGUAUUAAACAAAAUAUUUCGAUAAUAAAUUGGAAUGCAUGAGGAAAACACAAGCAUGGAUUAGUAUUUGUACAGUCUUAAAAAUAUAUAUAUAUUGAAGUUUGCUAUGUUUAUUAGCAGUGUACAUGUUGAUAUGAUACAAAUGGAAUUAAAGUUUUAUUUAUGUUUGAGUUAGUCAGCAAAUAUAUAUGACCGCUGUCUUAAAUGGUCUGGAAAUAGAUAUAUUAUUAUUAUUAUUAUUAUUAUUAUUAUUAUUGCCUGAGAAAAAAAAAUCUGUUUUAUUGAUGCCAAUGAGUUAGUCUUGGAAAAACACAUGUUAAAUUAUGUUUGAAAGAAAUUAUGUUGCCGUAACAAGUGUGGGGCUGACUGGCGGCUGGUGAUCUACCAAGCGCUCCCAGAGGUACUGGCUCAGGCUUGGGUUGGUUGCGACACACGGAUAUUCAAUAAAGCUUUUCUCUCUC